Messenger RNA from Octopus sinensis (East Asian common octopus), 738 nucleotides. RefSeq names its product general transcription factor II-I repeat domain-containing protein 2-like. The record is from RefSeq and is a predicted model, not a curated record. Gene Ontology annotation, cellular component: nucleus. Bases 1 to 738 code for a protein of 245 amino acids. The transcript is spliced from 5 exons. NCBI's taxonomy places the organism in Eukaryota, Metazoa, Mollusca, Cephalopoda, Octopoda, Octopodidae.
AUGUUUGCAAAAAACAAACCUUUACCAGAAUUGGAAUCUCUUAAUUGGUUGAUAGACUUGACAUUUUUGGUGGAUAUUACAGAACACCUGAACACGCUUAACAAAAAUUUGCAAGGACGAAAUAAAGUUGUUACACAAUAUUUCGAAUGCACACAAGCUUUCACCAUGAAGCUAAUGUUAUGGGAGACACAAUUGACAGUGGGAAACACUGAGCAUUUUUCUUGUUUAAAAAGUGUAAUUUCCAUCACAUCGAAUGUUGAUGUGAGUCGCUAUAAAGUGAAAAUAACAGGAUUACUUCAACAGUUUGAGACACGUUUUGAAAUUUUUCGUGAACUUGAAAAGGAAUUUACUGUUUUUCGAUCACCAUUCGCUGCAAAUAUUACACAUCUUGCAGCUAACUUACAAUUGGAAAUUAUUGAUUUGAAAUCUGACUUAGAUCUGAAGAAUAAAUUUACCAUUGUGGGCUUAGACACCUUUUAUAAAUUUCUCUUGCCGAAAUAUAUGGAUUAUCCUGCAGAUACUGACAACUAUUACGAUUUUACUGAGAGACAUUUUUCUUUGCAAACUUUCUUGGAGCUGUCAUCAAAAAAGUUGAUGGCGACUAAGCCAACAAUCACUCCUAUUAUUGCAAGAGGGCCUAAAGAUCGCUAUAUUGCAGAUUUAGUGGAUUUAAGAAGUCUUAUUAAUAAAAAUGUGAAAACUUCUUUGGUUAUCUCCAAACUGUUUACACCCAACUGA